AUGUAUUUAUCAUUAACAAAUUUAAUAACGGAUUCAUCAAUUACAUAUUCAUAUCCAUUAAAUUUUAUAUUAAAAUUUGAACAAAUAACAACAACUUUAUCAUUAACUUUAGUUUCAUUAAUUAUAUCAUCAGGUAUAAUUUUAUUUUUAAUAGAUUUAGGAUUAUUUUUGAGUUUAAAAUUUAAAUUAAAAUAUAAUAAAGAUAGAGUUUUUAUGAUACAUACUUCAACAAAAUAUAAUAGAACUAAUAAUGGGAAUGGUAAACACAUUGCAAAAGAAAAUCUAAUCAAGAAUGGUGGUGGUAACUCAAAUUCAAAUCAUAUUACUAAAUUAUUAAUAAAAGAAAAUAUUACUAUUCAUUAA
Molecule: messenger RNA, 363 nt
Organism: Lodderomyces jiufengensis
Lineage: Eukaryota; Fungi; Ascomycota; Pichiomycetes; Serinales; Debaryomycetaceae
Exons: 1
Coding region: 1-363 (120 amino acids)
Source: RefSeq, a predicted model, not a curated record